UUGAUUAAUAUUCCAGUUUUUCUUUCUUGGCAGUUAUGCUGUAGUCAUGCUAAAUUGUAAUGAUGCUAUGCACAUAAAUUUCAAGGUGAAAGACCAAUGCCCUAAAGAUAUAAUUCUGUGCUUUGAAUAUUCAGGACCAUGUCAUUCAAAAACACCACACGUGCCUGUUGAACCAAAAAAGCUUUCUACUGGAAGCAUAAUCGUUAUCAUUACAUUUUCAAUUAUGAUUGUAUACAUUGUGGGAGGUUGCCUUGUCACUUCGUUUUACCGAAACUCAACUGGAAUGGAACGAUGCCCGAACGUUAGACUUUGGAGCAAUUUGGGUUCUCUUAUAAAGGACGGAUUCUCUUACACGUUUUCUAAAAUCAAAUCAUCGAAAUCAGGAGGCUAUGAGAGUAUUUAAGAACAAAAUUCAAAACUAAACAUGAAUUCAGCAAAAUACUUCCAUAAGAGCCCAACAUCUAAUAAUAAUAAUAAUAAUAAUAAUAAUACAAGAUUGAAGUUACUCUCCACGAAGGUAAAGACACUGUAAGAAACUAUAAUAAUAAUAAUGAUGAUGAUUUUAAUAUAUGAUAAUGACUUUAAAACUAUAAUAAUCUUUUAUCUUUUACUUGUUUCAGUCAUUAGAUUGUGGCCAUGCUGGGGCACCACAUUGAACAAUUUUAGUCGAAUCAAUAGAGCUCGGUUCUGAUUUGAUUUUAACC
Octopus bimaculoides (California two-spot octopus) is the source of this 704-nucleotide messenger RNA. RefSeq lists its product as uncharacterized. Lineage: Eukaryota; Metazoa; Mollusca; Cephalopoda; Octopoda; Octopodidae. The record is from RefSeq and is a predicted model, not a curated record. Gene Ontology annotation, cellular component: trans-Golgi network.